This is a messenger RNA of Trypanosoma conorhini, 2091 nucleotides long. Its product is annotated as putative ABC transporter. The transcript has a single exon. Gene Ontology annotation, cellular component: membrane. Gene Ontology annotation, molecular function: ATP hydrolysis activity; ATP binding; ABC-type transporter activity. The coding region runs from base 1 to 2091 and encodes 696 amino acids. The record is from RefSeq and is a predicted model, not a curated record. NCBI's taxonomy places the organism in Eukaryota, Euglenozoa, Kinetoplastea, Trypanosomatida, Trypanosomatidae.
AUGUUGGGCAUUUCUGGCUUCGGCUUGGGCGAGUCCACGCCGCUGGUAUCAAGCGAGGCCAGAAGCCACUGGCGAGAGGCGACGCACGCUGUUUCCUUCAAACACGGGGGUGAAGUAAGACCAUGGUGUGAUGCGGCGCAACACUACAUACGUUCCGUUUUUCGUGUAGGUGGGCUGAACAUUUGCAUAGUUGAGGUGCGAGUCUCGACAGACUCCCGGCUGAGCCGUUGCUUCCCCAGGUUUUUUCCCCCAAAGCUACACUGCGAGUCUGCUCUUGCUCUGAUGCGAGAGGGCGGAUUGCACGUUAUCGCUGACGUGGAUGGGGUGGCAGGGUCGUGCUUGUUGCGUGUCAUUACGGGCGCUGCCUUGUGCGCGGCCGGGACUGUUCUCGCAAAUGGUGUGCCUGUCGAGGCGGGAGUAUUUCGCAAGGCGGUUGGCGUCGUUACCACAGUCGAGGCCUACAUGCCGAACCUGAGUGUGGAGGAGAACAUAAACUUCGUAGUUUCACUGCGGACAAAGGUGACUGGAGCGGCAAGGGAGGUGCUGGUAGAGGCCGCCUGCGUUCUUACGGAUUUGGAUCGCCGCAAGGCUGCAAAGUUACUUUCGCCUUCGGAGGCGUUUCGUCUUCGUCUUGCGAUGGAAAUAGUCAGAGAUCCUCCUGUUCUUGUUGCCUACUACCCCUUUGAUCACCUGGGGCCUGUAGAUGCCUCAGAGUGUAGUGCCGUCUUGAAACGGCUAACAACGGUGCUGGAAAAAACGGUUAUUAUUUCAACGACGACGCUUGCGGCUCACUUGUUUGAGGUCACGGAUACAUUGUUGUUGCUUGGGCGUGGGGGAGGCGUUCUAUACUCCGGUGAGGCUGCUACUAUGCCGUCGUACUUCAAUGGCCUUCGUCUUUCCUUGACUCCGUCCUCUACCCUGUACGGUGGGGUUGGUGUGCCACGAGAUGCUAGCCCGUGUUACAGCAACGCCUCAACCCCAAGCCGAGUGACUGUUUCUCCCUCGUCGACACGAGGGAGCAGCUACAAUGAGCACGGCACGCCUCACAUUUCUUCCUCGCUAGCAUCGAGGAUGGAGGAAUUGAGGGCUGCGGCGAGCAGUGCCUCUGUUUCAUGCGGGGAUGACGCUUUGGACCUUGCCACAGUUUGGGCGGAGUCCCAAUCUGUGUCUGCGUUUUACACUUCUAACUACUACAACUCACAUCUGCGUCGUCGCUUGUUGCAGACUAUUACGCGUUAUUCUAACCCACCUGAACAGAUGUCUGAUGUGACACCAUUCACGAGUACAGCACCUCCUCAGUACGCAGUGCUAAAAAUAUUUCUUCUUUGGUGGUAUGAUGCUAUGCAAACCUGGCGGGAUUCGGAAUUUUACGUUCAGCUUGCCUUCUUGUCGCUAGGACUGUUGUUGAUCUUGUUGCUGUUGCAGAACCAGAACGAUGACCAAUGGGGCAUGUAUAAUAUUAGGGGCAUUCAAUUUGUUCUCUUCCUCCUUACAAUGCUGGCUAAUACAACAACUAUGGGUGAUGUGAAUCACCAACUGCGUCUUUUUUUUAUUCAACGCGAAAACGGACUCUAUGGCACAGCCUGCUUUAUGAUAGUGUUUGUUCUCCGUACCGUGUUUGUUCGGGUGCUGUACUUGGCACUUUUUAUCCCAGUUGUGAGAUAUAUGUUGAGGAUGAGCUACACGUUUUUUCUGCUUCUCGGUGCCUUAAGCGUCACACAGGUGUUGCUGCACUUCACAGUGCAUGCAUUGGUGCCGCGUAAUCGCUGGGCAUUGUUGCUGCUUCGGUUAUAUCUAGGGUACAGUGUCAUUUUUUGUGGAUUCUUGCUGAACCUGACGACGAUGCCAUCGGUGGUUGGGAAGACGAGUAUACUUCGUUGGAGCUACGGUGCUGCGCUGGCGCAGAGACUGCGGGACAUGCCGUUUAGCUGCGACGGCGCAGGAAACACAUCUUAUUGCUACAGCGGCAACGCGUAUCUGGAGCUGGAGGGGUUUUCGGACGAAUCCACAGAGCGAUCUUUGGUGGUGUUCGCUGUGAUGUGCGGCGUCCUAAUACUACUCGCGGGGAUCGCCUUGGCGUGUAGAAAGUAG